UCAACUGACAGCUGGCAAUAAGUUAGUAUUCGGCAAGUGGCAAGUGGCAAUCUUUUCGUGUCUAAACGAUCUUUUUCCGGCUCUUGUGUCAAACAAAGUAGGCCCAAACAUGAAGCAAAUUGUAGCAAAUCAGAAAGUCAAAAUCCCAGACGGGCUUACGGUCCAUGUGAAAUCGCGUCUGGUGACAGUUAAAGGGCCCCGCGGAGUUCUCAAAAGGAACUUCAAACACUUGGCUGUUGACAUUCGCAUGGUAAACCCUCGUCUCCUGAAGGUUGAGAAAUGGUUCGGAUCCAAAAAGGAGCUUGCCGCCGUGAGGACAGUCUGUUCACAUGUAGAGAACAUGAUUAAAGGAGUAACUAAAGGCUUCCAAUACAAGAUGCGUGCUGUGUAUGCUCACUUCCCCAUUAACUGUGUCACCACUGAGGGUAAUUCAAUUAUUGAGAUACGUAACUUCUUGGGUGAGAAAUACAUCAGAAGGGUAAAGAUGGCACCUGGUGUGACUGUCGUUAACUCUCCAAAACAAAAGGAUGAACUAAUCAUUGAAGGCAACUCUUUGGAAGAUGUCUCUAGCUCUGCUGCUCUCAUCCAGCAAUCUACUACAGUCAAGAAUAAGGAUAUCAGAAAGUUCUUGGAUGGUCUUUAUGUAUCUGAGAAAACAACUGUUGUGCUAGAUGACAUAUAAAAACAUUAAAUAAGUAUAAUAAUA
This is a messenger RNA of Bombyx mori (domestic silkworm), 706 nucleotides long. RefSeq names its product ribosomal protein L9 (gene RpL9). The transcript is spliced from 3 exons. The record is from RefSeq and is a predicted model, not a curated record. The coding region runs from base 110 to 682 and encodes 190 amino acids. Gene Ontology annotation, biological process: cytoplasmic translation. Lineage: Eukaryota; Metazoa; Arthropoda; Insecta; Lepidoptera; Bombycidae. Gene Ontology annotation, molecular function: rRNA binding; structural constituent of ribosome. Gene Ontology annotation, cellular component: cytosolic large ribosomal subunit; ribosome.